AUGCUUCAAGUUUUUGUUUCAUUAUUUAUUCUCGGGUUUGCUACAUGUUGGAAAGACGGCGAAAAGCCAUAUCUCACGUUUGUUGAUCAAAACUCCGAGAUGGACUCGUACUGUACAACACUUGGAAUUACAAUAUCCGACCAAGGAAUGUUGGUGACUAAUAUGUCUACCACUUGGUUAGUUCUUCAAAAUGUACAUAUGAAUGUCACUGUAAGAACCACACAAUCGUCCAAUUUAGAACAUUAUUUAUUCACUAAAUGGAAUUGCAACGAUUUUUCAAAUGUAGAGAACAAAUUUGACUCUUCGUUAUCAAGUGGAGGAGAAACUGGAAUUGCUCUCAGACAGUGGAAUGAAGUCCUAUCAUUAAAUUGUAUUAACGGACUCAAGUUCACUUUAUUGGAUUCUAAAAGGGCAUUCUACAUUGAAAAGUCGUAUUCUUCAGAUAGUACAAGUGAUCAUAUGGCUUACUAUCCAAUAUACUUCGGCUCAGACCCAGUAUAUCUAACAGUGACUAUUCACAAUAUCAACGUCAUCCCAAAAACGUACGUUAUAGAAGAACUUAGGUGCGUCUUUUUUGCUUCGGCUACGAAUAACAUUACGGAAAACAUUUUUUAUUUGGAGAAGAACCAAGACAUGAACAAGAAUGUUGGUGAAUCUGCUGUACAGUGCAAUGACUUUCAAAAGCGGUAUAUCUGUCACAACUCUUCUGUGAGUAUAGAGAAAUCUAAAUGCAUGGAAAGUAGUAAAGACUGGAUUGAUAAGGGGAACUAUGAGAUAGAUCUUGUAUAUCAAUACAUCAAAACCGGGUUGAGUAAAAAUGUGAUUGAAAAGGAUCUUAAAAUCAUCAAUUACUUGUUUGAAAAGACAGAGAGUUUUGAGUUUGACUCGAACAAAAGAGUUGAGAUUGAGAAUUUUGAAAAUGUUAUGCAAAAUGUUAUUUUUAGUGGUUCGGGCCAAUUUUACAUCGAGAAUUUCCAUUACAAAACUAUUGAGGUGAUCAAGACGAAAGGCGGCGUUUUGUUGGAAAUUGCUCAACUUCAAGGAAAUGUCACGUUUCUUUUACAAGGAGGCGAAAACACGGAAUUCACUGUAAAAACACUUCAGUACAAAAGUGGUGACAUUUCCAUCGAAAAUGUUGACUUUGAUUCAAUUGUUAUAAAUAAUAGUACAAUCAACAAUAUAAGUAUAGUACAAGGAAUUGUCAAUACAAAAAACAACAUCCAAAUUUUUUCAAGCAAAAAAGACGAGGUGGUCAGUCUUUUUGUUGACAGUAAAAAUGCUGCAAACACUCUUCCACCAAUAACAUUUUUGGAUCAAAAUAUUAUUCAUGUCAUAGGGGAAGUCACAUCAAAUACAGACUUUUGUGUCGACGUGGCAAGCACCAUACCGGGAUCGCAGCUCUCCGUUGUUGAAAGUCAAACCGUUAAAAUGUUGAGCCAAAAGAGACUUAUUAGGUUCUGCAAAACACUUUUUGAUGACUCUGUUUUAUGUCACAUGAACGCAACAAUUUAUGAGGAGAGUUAUGUCAAGAAUUUUCCAUUUACACUGCCGCAUUGCCCGUGUGAUGGGGAAAAGUGUACCAUAUCUAUACUCCCAACAAAAAGUGUUAAUUUGAAUAACAAAAGAAUUAACGCGGUUUUGCAAUUAACGAGCGAACAAGUGAAUAUAGUUCAUACUAACUAUAUUUAUAAUUUGGCAACGAACUUAACAAAAAGUGUGGCAUUAUUUAGCGAAGACGUGGAACUUGGAAAUGUCAAUGAAAAUGUUGAUGUAAUUAAUGAAGCUGGAAAUACUAUAAUAAAUGGUAAAAUAAUUAAUAACGUAACCAUUUACAAUACCGUGACUGUGACAAACGAAAAUGUGACGAUCAACACUGUUAAAAAUGUGAACACGAAAUUAUUUAUAUCGAAGAGUGUCAAGUUUUUUCAAAUUUACGAUUUUGGAGAUCAAAACGAAAAGAUAACGUUAUUGGAAACCGAAGAAACGACAGAUCCCCUUGUUAUCACUUUGCAAAAGAAAAACUACGGCUUUGUUGAGAUACUAUCAAGAAGGCCAAUAACACUUAAUGCGAAUAUGAAUAACAUUUCUAUAGUAUCGGAUACUCGAAUUAGUUAUAGCAUUAGUAUUGUGAAUAGUAAAACUACUAUUGUUAUAACAAAACAAUUCACUGGCGUUUCUUUAUUAAAAACCACAAAACGAACUCUCAUCGGUUUUAAUAAACAGAACACAAACAAGAGUGAAAGUUUGGGUGUUUCUCUUGAAUUUUCAACGAACAAACUGUGCAAAUUAGCGAAAAUUACAGAUGACAUUUAUUCCUGUGAAAUGUGUGAUUUUGAAAGAUCUGAUCAAAACGAAAUCACAAAGGAAUGCGAGGAGAUUGA
Messenger RNA from Entamoeba invadens IP1, 2381 nucleotides. RefSeq lists its product as hypothetical. The transcript has a single exon. The annotation marks the transcript as partial. The record is from RefSeq and is a predicted model, not a curated record. Lineage: Eukaryota; Evosea; Mastigamoebida; Endamoebidae.